Molecule: messenger RNA, 1397 nt
Organism: Biomphalaria glabrata
Lineage: Eukaryota; Metazoa; Mollusca; Gastropoda; Planorbidae
Product: RNA-binding protein NOB1-like
Exons: 8
Coding region: 79-1392 (437 amino acids)
Biological process (GO): ribosomal small subunit biogenesis; maturation of SSU-rRNA
Cellular component (GO): preribosome, small subunit precursor
Molecular function (GO): RNA endonuclease activity
Source: RefSeq, a predicted model, not a curated record
UACUCCCAAAUAGAUCUAGAAUAAUAUUAACUUUCGCUUUGGAAAGUUACAAAGCCUAAACAAAAAAACAUUGAGAAAAUGCCGUUCAAAGUAAAACACGUUGUUGCUGAUACAGGAGCAUUCAUACGGAAUGCUAAUCUUCGAGAAAUAGCUGAAAAUGUCUAUACUGUUCCACAAGUAAUUGAAGAAAGUAUUGAUAGGGCAACAAGAAGGCGGCUGAAUCUGCUACCAAUCAGCAUUAACUUCAAAGAGCCAUCAACUGAAGCCUUACAGUUUGUCUCUGCAUUUGCUAAAAAAACUGGUGAUUAUUUAUCCUUGUCAGCAGUGGAUUUAAAAGUUCUGGCCUUAGUUUAUGAUUUAGAAAAGCAGUUUAAAGGUACAGAUCAUAUCAAUAAAGAUCCACCUACAAAGUCACAGUAUGUUGUUGGAGGAACUAGUGAUUCUUCAGGUGUGAAGUUGGCUGUAAAGCAAUAUGCUGAAGGAGAAGCUUUGCCAUCAAAUUUAAUUGGAGAGAAAAACGCUGAUGAAAGUGAUGAUGAAGAAAUUUGUGAUGAGGUUGAAGACACCGAUGAGGAUAAAGAAACACUGAAUAAAGGGGAAGAUGUUGAGAAAGAGAAAUCUGACAGUAAUAAAAACACAGAGGAACUUGAAGGGAAGAAGGAGGACUCUGAAUCAGAUAAUUGUGAUAUAAAAGAACAUUUUAAUGAAGAUAGUAAUGCUGAAAAUGAAAGUGAAGAAGGUGAGGAUGAGGAAGAUGAUGAUGAGGAGGAAGAUGAUGGAUGGAUUACUCCUGGAAACAUAACAGAAGUGAAAAAGUCAAUGGGUGUAGAGACCACAUCAGAAGAUGAAGUCUGUGUUGGCUGUUUAACAACAGAUUUUGCAAUGCAGAAUGUGCUUAUUCAGAUGGGUCUCAACAUUCUCUCCGUGGAUGGUAUGCUGAUAAAAAAAGCCAAAAGUUAUGUUCUAAGGUGUUUUGGAUGCUUGAGAAUCACUAAAGACACAUCCAGAGUGUUUUGUCCCCAUUGCGGCAAUAGAACUUUAAAGCGACUCUCGACAACUAUUGAGCAGGAUGGUUCUGUCAAAUAUUGGUUAGCUAAAAACUAUACCAUACGUACUAAGGGCAUGAAGUAUUCGUUGCCUAAACCUCAAGGAGGCAAACAUGCCAUGAAUCCAAUUUUAUGUGCAGACCAGCCAGUUCCUGAUCAAAGGCCAUCCAAGAAAUCUCUUCAGAAAAUCGAUGUAUUGUCCCAAGAUAUAAUUGCGGACAUGAGCCCCUUCACAAUCAAUGAUGUCACAAGCCGGGCUGCACAGCUGGGAAUAACUGGACGCCAGUGGUCUAAACGUAACCCUAAUGAUGGUUACAGGCGCUUAAAUAAACGUAAAGGAAAAUAAAUAAA